Messenger RNA from Quercus robur (English oak), 1549 nucleotides. Its product is annotated as chitinase-like protein 2. The transcript has 3 exons. Lineage: Eukaryota; Viridiplantae; Streptophyta; Magnoliopsida; Fagales; Fagaceae. Gene Ontology annotation, molecular function: chitinase activity. The record is from RefSeq and is a predicted model, not a curated record. Bases 194 to 1135 code for a protein of 313 amino acids. Gene Ontology annotation, biological process: cell wall macromolecule catabolic process; carbohydrate metabolic process; chitin catabolic process.
CUAAAUUCCACGAGAUAAGGAGUGAGCUGCAUUAUUGGCUUCUCUAUUGAUUUCUCUAACAUCAGCCACAAAAUUCAGUAAUUUCCACUGUGUUGGAUACAGUUCUUAUAUAGAGUCUCCUUCUUUAGUGAAGGUGCAGACCUCUCUCCACUCUCCACUCUCCACCACCUUUGUUUACUUUUUACAUGCAAAAAUGGCUUCCAAUUGGUCUGUACUACUCUUGAAAAUGGCUUUGAUCACGCUAGUGCUUGUGAAUUGUGAGGAGUCUUCUGUGAAGCCAUCAUACGAAACAGAUGCGUGUCCUUGGUGCAAUACCCGUCUCCGCAGAUGCUGUGGUGGGGCCAUUUCUAACUACUUCCGGAGCUCACAGUUUGAGAACAUUUUCUCAAACCGUAACUCACUUGAGGUUGAUGCCCAUGAAGUGGGCUUCUGGGACUACCAGUCCUUUAUCACUGCCUCUGCUGAUUACCAGCCUUAUGGCUUUGGUACCACCUACCGGAAACUCUUGGGAAUGAAGGAACUUGCAGCUUUUCUGGCCCAUGUUGCUACCAAAACAUCCUGUGGAUCUAAAGUGGACACCAGGGAACCAUUAGCUUGUGGUUUAUGCUAUAACAAGGAAAUGAAUUCCAGCUCGUAUUAUUGUGAUGAGAACUACAAAAACACCUAUCCAUGCACUCCUGGAGUUGCAUACUAUGGCCGGGGUGCUCUACCUAUCUAUUGGAAUUACAAUUAUGGAGAAGCUGGUAGAGCCUUGAAGGUGGAUUUGUUGAACCAUCCUGAAUAUAUUGAACAAAAUGCUACCUUGGCCUUCAAAGUUGCAAUUUGGAGGUGGAUGACACCAGUGAAGAAGCAUCAACCUUCAGCACAUGAUGUCUUUAUUGGUCACUGGAAACCCACUAAGAAUGAUACUUUGGCCAAGCGGGUUCCUGGUUUUGGCACUGCCAUGAAUGUGCUUUAUGGAGAUCUUGUUUGCGGCCAAGAUGAUAACGAGUUCAUGAACAACAUCAUCUCCCAUUACUUAUAUUACCUUGAUCUUAUGGGUGUUGGCCAAGAAGAAGCUGGGCCUCAUGAAUUGCUUAGUUGUUCUCAACAGGUUUCUUUCAAUCCAUCCUCUUCCUCCUCCUUGAACGGUUGAACCUACAUGUAUUUUGUUGAUAGAUAGCCCCUUCUUUCUUGAGCUAAUCCUUUGGUAAGUUAAAGCAUUAACUUCGCCUGUCAAACUGUCUUCCUUGGUAUGAAGCUAUAGAAUCUAUCAAACUGUUUUCUUUCGUAAUAAAUUACAAAAGGAAAGGUUCAAACGUGAAGGUGGGAAUAGGAUAUAAAAUCUAUCAACUGUCUUCCAUCGUAUGAAGCUAAACUAGUUUGGAGAUCUGCAGAUGUGUUGACUUUGCCUGCAUCUUGCUAAUGUUGUGUAAUUUUUGAGAUAUAUUUUUGUUUUCAGUCUUGGAAUAUUGCAUAUGAAUGCAGGAACCAUUGUAUGAUUGUGAACUUGUAAUUAUUCAAUAUGCAUUUGGUUGUGAAAUCUUGGAAUAUUAUAUAUUUCAAGCAA